AUGAAGAUGAAGAUGGACAGGCCUGUGUCCGUUGCUGACCACACGCCCGACAGCUGCGACCUCUGCGACUACGCCAGUUUCAGCAGUGUGGAGGACUCUUCUCCGGACAUGCCGAGCCCUUUCCUGACCUCGGGUCGCGACCUCGGCAUUAAAGCCAUGGCCGACGAUCUAAGUCCGCCGGACGACUCGGAGCCAGCUUCACACGUCCUCGCCCACGUGACUUCCGGUGUGGGCCACGUGCGCUGCCGGCGCGGCGCCAACCAAGAGAACACGUCACAGCUGUCGAGGGAGGAACGGCGCCGACGCCGGCGCGCCACGCAGAAAUACCGGACUGCGCAUGCCACAAGGGAGCGCAUUCGCGUGGAGGCCUUUAACGUCGCGUUCGGCGAUCUCCGGAAGCUGCUGCCCACACUUCCUCCGGACAAGAAGCUGUCCAAGAUCGAGAUUCUCCGGCUGGCCAUCUGCUACAUUUCCUACUUAAACCACGUGCUAGACUUAAGUUAA
Molecule: messenger RNA, 504 nt
Organism: Pomacea canaliculata
Lineage: Eukaryota; Metazoa; Mollusca; Gastropoda; Architaenioglossa; Ampullariidae
Product: helix-loop-helix protein 2-like
Exons: 1
Coding region: 1-504 (167 amino acids)
Biological process (GO): regulation of transcription by RNA polymerase II
Molecular function (GO): DNA-binding transcription factor activity, RNA polymerase II-specific; RNA polymerase II cis-regulatory region sequence-specific DNA binding; protein dimerization activity
Source: RefSeq, a predicted model, not a curated record